GUGGCCUAAGCCUUGCUCGUACUGAAGCAUUAAAGGGAGUUGGAGCAAGAAGCAGGCUGUUCGAUAUCUCAAAAUGGCAGCUCGAAAAGCCGGUCAGUUAGCGGUCGACUGGAUAGCACUUUCUACGAAGGUUCCAGUAGCUGCUAGAGCAGAUUUCAAUGGACUAAGAUCUAAAUUUGAAAACCUACGCUCUGGCCUGACCUCCAUCCCUGACAAACCACCAACAAUUGAUUGGGACUUCUUUGCAAAAACUAUUGCCAAACCAGGACUUGUUGAGACUUUCAAAAAGCAGUAUGAGGCCUUGAGUGUUCCAUACCCAAAAGAUACAGAAUCUGUCAAAAUUGAGGCCCACAAAGCUGAAAUGGAGACAGAAAUUAAAAGGGAAGUUACUGAAGCAAAUGAAAGGGUAGCACACCUUCAAGCAGAGCUAAAUAAAUUGAAAGCUGAGAAACCAUUUGAUGAAAUGACGAUUGAUGAUUACUUGGCUGAUAAACCAGAGCUAAAGGCAAAAAUAGAUGAUGAUAUUAAAAACCACAGGUGGUACCUCACUGGCGUUGGAAAGUGACAUUCCCAAUUUUGUUUUAAUUUGAAAGAGCUUUGAAAUCACCCCAAAUGAUUGCUCCUGUUUGUAUUAUCCAACAAAGUAUAGUAAAUGGUUUGAUUUGCAACAAGUUUGAAAGCAAAGAAUGUUAAAUUUGUCCAUUAUUUGAAGAAAAGAAACAGUCAUA
Rhopilema esculentum is the source of this 728-nucleotide messenger RNA. RefSeq names its product ATP synthase peripheral stalk subunit d, mitochondrial. Gene Ontology annotation, biological process: proton motive force-driven ATP synthesis. NCBI's taxonomy places the organism in Eukaryota, Metazoa, Cnidaria, Scyphozoa, Rhizostomeae, Rhizostomatidae. The record is from RefSeq and is a predicted model, not a curated record. Gene Ontology annotation, molecular function: proton transmembrane transporter activity.